Messenger RNA from Paraglomus brasilianum, 879 nucleotides. The record is from the annotation of a GenBank genome assembly. Lineage: Eukaryota; Fungi; Glomeromycota; Glomeromycetes; Paraglomerales; Paraglomeraceae.
AUGUCUAGUGAAUUGUACCAAAAGGUCUAUAACUUCCUCACUGUCUCCCCAUUGGAGCUUAUAACUGCUUCCUCAGUUAUUUUCCAGAUUAUUGAAGAAGAGCCUUGGAUCUCUAAAGAAGAAUCCAGAAUCAUAGUAAAUAAUGCUAUUAAUGCUUCAUUAAAUAUAUAUUCUGGCAACACAUCUACACAGAACAAACUACUUAGAAUCUUCACACAGUAUGAUGACGCUUUUGAUGGAAUAUGCAGUUUACGAGAUAUUGGGGCGGUAAAAGUGGUAGAACAAAUCGAGGCCAAUUACACUGAUUUAGUGUCGAAACUUACGGAUAUGCUCCGAUCGAACCCAUCUUCUCUUUAUAAGCGUUUGCUUAAAGAUAUAAAGAGUGUCUCUAUUUCCGAUUUAACAUGGAAAUCCCCUCUUGCCAGCCAAGUAAUUAGUGAUACAUGGGAGAAAAUACGGAAGUUACCCACAAAACUAUAUAACGAAUUUAUGAAACCAGCUCCUAGUUUCUUACCUACGGAAAUUCAAGACGAAUGCAGAAAAUUCGUGUUAUCCUAUUUGAAACACCGAAUAGAGGUCAUUUCUAAUAAGUUAACGCACGAUGGCACCUGGAAAGAGUCAGUUGACGUUCUUAGAGAAGUUACUUUAGUAAUCGUCGAUGUUUUGAGCGAUACAUGGAAAAACUCAGCUUUCAGUUCCGAAUUUGUGGAAUCAAUCAGUGAAGGCACCUAUGUAUCGAAUGUUAUAGUGCCAGCAAUUCGGGCAUCGCUAAAAAACGUCCCGUUGGAAAAGUCUUCUUUUGUUAGCACUUCCGAGCGACAAAGUAGUGCAAGUGCAGAUAGGAAAGGGAAAGGCCGAUUGGGGAGCGGCCUGAUAUAA